AUGGACACACCGGAAUGGUGGGACCUUCCAUAUGCUGAAUCGGCAUCUCCAAAAACCCAGUUUGUUCGCGUACAUGAAGCACCACGAACACCAGGCGACGUUCAUGGCACGGUCAUCGUGCUGCACGGGGGCUAUUGGAAAAACAAGUUCGGAUUGGACGAUGAAUAUGGCAAUGCUGGCACGAAGUCAUUGGGAUCAUUUUUCUGGUCACGGGGUUUUUCAGUUGUGGAAGUCGAGUACAGGAGACGAGACCAUGCAGGCGGAGGAUGGCCUGGAACGAACGAGGAUGUAUUGAUGGCUAUAGACUUCCUGUGUCGCUUGAGCAGCGAAGCUCAGAGAUCUUCUGACUCCGAUAAGAAAGCAGCUGCGCUGCGAUCUUUGCGCUCUGAAAGAUUGAUUCUUCUUGGACACUCUGCUGGUGGAUGCUUGGCGCUGUGGGCGGCGCAUCAGCUGGCAGCUCGUGGCCUUCAGUCCAUUGUGGUUGCCGCUGCACCUGUAGCAGAUCUGAUACGUGGAUACGAGCUCAAAGUUUCAGAUGAAGGAGAUGCCGUGGAACGCUACAUGAAGCAAGCUCCAACAGGAUCUGGCCUUGAAGAAUAUCGGAAAGCCUCGCCUUCUGCGCUUCUUCCCGUGACUUUUCCACUGUGCCUGGUGUAUGGGGACAGCGACACUGACGUGCCGCCAGACUUAGUGAGAACAUAUGCCAAAGAUGCUAAGUCUUCAGCGCCGGCAUUAGUUUCAGUGUUAGAGAUUGCAGGUGCAGAUCAUUUUCAGAUCGUGGAUGCUAGAACUGAUGUUUGGUUGGCACACAUUGUUCCAGCGUUGAGGGAGAUGAUCGGAGAGCGUCUUGGUCAGGCUGCCGCCUCGGCUUUGGAGUAA
Molecule: messenger RNA, 879 nt
Organism: Symbiodinium sp. CCMP2592
Lineage: Eukaryota; Dinophyceae; Suessiales; Symbiodiniaceae
Source: the annotation of a GenBank genome assembly